Solea senegalensis (Senegalese sole) is the source of this 4059-nucleotide messenger RNA. Its product is annotated as chemokine-like protein TAFA-2. The record is from RefSeq and is a predicted model, not a curated record. Gene Ontology annotation, molecular function: receptor ligand activity. Bases 279 to 719 code for a protein of 146 amino acids. Lineage: Eukaryota; Metazoa; Chordata; Actinopteri; Pleuronectiformes; Soleidae. The transcript has 5 exons.
CACAGCGAACGCAUCCCUCCAUCACCAUCAACACUGCGUGUGAGGACACUCCAGGAAGAGGAGCAGGGGCGCGCGCUCUCGCGAUUAUUCUUUCUUUCUUUCUUUACUUAUUUAGUAUUUUACUUUUUAAGUAUGUGUAAUGUAUUCCAUCGCUUGUGUGUAAGUUGAGGCGGAAAACUGUGCGUCUCAUCAGCGGAUAAACUUUUCUGUCUCCUCUCCUGAAAUGAUCAGGAUGAUGUAAACAGAGACACAGAUGGAGGCUUCAGCUGCUGCUUUUCAUGUGUCUCAAUAAUAACCAGAUUAAAGGCAAGAUGACGCUGAACAAAGCGACUCGGCCUUUACACUUGGGUCUCCUGCUUCUCUGGAUUGCAAGCCUCUGCUUCCAGCCAGUGUCCACUGGCAACCAAAGCUCCGGAGGACAGACAGGGUCAUCACAGGAGAGGACGGGGACUUGUGAAGUGGUCGCCGCUCACCGUUGCUGCAAUAGGAACAAGAUAGAGGAACGCUCUCAAACGGUCAAGUGCUCCUGCUUCCCAGGACAGGUGGCGGGGACAACAAGGGCCCUGCCCUCUUGUGUUGAUGCAUCCAUUGUGCGUCAAAAGUGGUGGUGUAAAAUGGAGCCGUGUCUGGAGGGGGAGGAGUGUCGAGUUCUCCCUGACCUCACUGGCUGGUCAUGCAUCUCCGGGAACAAAGUGAAGACCACAAAGGUGGCGCGGUAGCAAGACUGAAACUCCACCAUUGACAGAAGCCCACCCUGGCCUGCAGCAGUCGCUUUACCAGCGGACUCUGAAGGCAGUGAAUGCACCAUCAGAUAGAGUAAAGAACAAUAUAGAUUUAAUUAUCUGCUGACUACGUUUCACUCUGCUGUAACUUGUUAUGUUAAUUCCAUUUGACUUGAACACAGUUUCCGUUGAGGUUAAUCCAAUGGAGUGGGCAAGCUAUUAGCAAUUAACUCAAGAUAAAAUAAUGGUGCAGUACUGUAUACGUUGUUCCAGUUCAAACAUCAUAUAUACACACUGAAGUCUGUAUCAUUGUACCAGUGCUUGAUAUGCAGGGCACAUUUUGAUUCACUCAAUCGAAGUUUGGAUGGGCCUGCUGGCAGACACUUAAAAAGAGAUUUUGUGGAUUUUCAUGAGGCAGAAUGUGAAUCCAGUCAGGGGCUUGUGACUCCCUCCGCCGAUCAAAGCAGAGGACCACAAAUACUGAGAAAUUCAUGAUGGGAGCAUUUGUAGACAAUGCUGUCCCGCAUACUUACUCUGAGCUUUAUAAAGAGGUCACAUCCCUUCGGACCAGUUCUUACCACAAAUCGGCAUUUCUCACAAACACACGCAUGCUGCUUUUUUGUUUCUCUCGACUCCACUGGUUGGACAGGCCACCACCUGCAACGCGGCGAUGGCAUGCACACAGGCAUGAAGCCCUGAUGCAAAACAAGGACUGUUUGAAAUGCUAAUGCUGUGGAGAGAAGGGGGAGAGAAGGGAGACGAGGAGCGUCUUCACUGCUGAGAGUAUUUACAUCAUGCUUUUUGUUUGUCUCGCUAAACUGAGUGCUCCUGUGGCGAGGACUUCUCUUAUGGUAUAAUGAAGGAAACAUUGGGGGCUUUCUGCCUGCAAGCAAGUGCUGCAGCUUCAAGAGGGGAUUGGAAUGUUAUUCAUAAUAUUAUAUAUUUAUAAUAUACAUUUAUAUUAUUGUUAUUAUCUCUUUUUUGGCACUUCAGGCAAAUCCAGCCAGACAUUUUUCUGUGUUUUUCAUUUAUUCACACAUUUAUUUUACAUUUUAUUUUUUUAAUAAGACAAAUACAGCAAACUGCAAAUCAUCCCAUCAGAGGCAGUGGGUUUGAAAAGUAAAACUAAACAGUUUGCUUGGCGUUCACCUAACAUAAUUAUGCAUUACGUCUGUUUUAGCGGCGACAGGAUUCCUCUCUGAGCUGUCACGCAGUGCGAGGCAAUUUAUGCAUGGGUUUGCUUUUGUAAUCAUUGUGGUCAUAAUUGUUAUUUAAUUUCAGGGGUGUUGUGAGUGAUGUUAGAAUUUGAAGACUUGACUGACUUAAAGUCAAUGUUGAUUCACCGACAUGACUGUUGUAAAUACUGUGAUUCUGUUCGGGAGCGUCAUCAAUAGUGAAGCUGUUUUUUUGAACAGUAUUAUCAGUAAAAACCCUGUCUGCUAAUGUCACUCACAUAGAUUUCCUUGAUUAACAUUAAUGUUUACAAAAAACCUCCAGGGCUUAUAGCGAAGUACAAUACAUUCAUGUAAAAGGCAGAGGCAAUAAUAAACACCCCUGACAAUAAAGUGCAUACCACGCAGCAAUUAGCAAAUGAAAUAACCUUGGCUUUCUGAUACCACUUUGACAGAAGUCAUGUUUAAUACAUGGAGGGUGUGAUUGUGUGCACUUUGUACAAAAGUGAUAUCAAGAUCUUCAAUGAGCUGCUUCUUAAACCUUUGUUCAACAUUUAUUCAAGAACAAGAUGAAUCACUCAAAAAUGUAAGAUGCUCAAACUGUUUUCAAAUGUGACCAGAUGGAGCGGUAGAUAAGAUGCCAUUUCGUACACAUUCACCUGGCUCUGCCUUUAAAAGAACUCUUUACAAUACGACUUUGCAAUAUUCAGCAAUAAACAGGUUAGCAGUCGUGAGAAAAAAACUAAAAAACUUGAAGCAACAAAAAUAGGAACAAUCUCCAAUAUUGAGCGCUCCUGGAUUUGGCUCUGCCCAUAGUGAGAAAUAUUUUUAUUUUAUCAUUAUUAACCUUUACUUUACCAGGAUAAUCCCACUGAGAUUGCAAAUCUCUUUUCCAAGGGUGUCCUGGCAACAAACACACGCAUCAACAACCACAUUACAAUGAGAACAGACAUUAGAGAGCCUUUAACGACAGGAAACAGGAAAAUCAGUGACAGACCAAUUAUUUAUUCUAAAUCCAAUCAGAAACGAAACAGACGUAAAUAAAGUAGGCUGACAGUCGGAGGGCCUGCACAUGUGUUCUCCUAACACAAGUAUAAACUAAACCUCCAGCAUCUCCAGGUCUCAGUCUUUUGUCACCCUGAAGUAUAUUUUCACCUUGGGUAUUAGGAAUGAAAUGUAUCUCGAUUUUCUGGCAACCGUUACUCCAAAAGAUUAAUCAGGAAAAUGAUGGGCAGACAAAUCCAUAGUGAAAUUAACGACUGCAGUUGCAGUCGCCCACGUUUUUAAUCGUUUGUCACGUUUGAUUUUGAUUUCGAGUUUUGGCAGCUGAGCCUUUUCUUGAGUGCAGGGGAAAAUUGAGUUUAUGACGGACAAUAAUUCUGAGAACAAAGUAACACACGCGCGUUUAUGCUUGACCUCUUCAAGCAAAUGGAUAGUGAUUGGUGAAGAUGCUUUUCGCUGGUUAAGGUAACUUGAAGAUUUACGCAGAGGACUUUUGCUUUUCAUACCACUGCAAGUUAAACUUGGACGGUGGUUAUAACCCAACACUUGUAUUAUUAUACCAUUAUUUCUUAUCAAAAUGACAUAUCUUUACACAUAAAGGUGCAACGAUUUCCUGAUUAUUCCUACAACAUUAGAAGACCUGGCCAAAGAUUUGGGAAAUUAAUCACAGAUAUACAUUUUCAAAGAAAUGCUACUGAAACUUUAACAAACGGUUUGUUCAUAAUUUUACAUUAUUACUUUUUCAUGAACAUAGAGAGCUUCAUUGUUUUAAAGCGGUCUAUUCUGAACUGUCAUGUCAUCCAUCCCAGUUUUCCCAACUUCUAUAGCUCGAUUCACAGCUUCCCUUUUUAUACACAGUGGUUUGUUUCCCCUCUUACGUUGUAAAAUAGUUUUCUUUUUGAAAACUUCAAUAAAAACAACGUUUUUGAAUAUAAGAUUAAAGUUAAAGUGAACUAUUAUACACCUCAGUGGUUUACAUCAGCGGCGACAGCAUGCAUCCUGGGAUUUGUGCCUAAAUCCCCAAACACCACCAGAACUCACAGCUGUCUUUUUUCUCUUUUUUUUCUUCAAGGGAUUCAGUCAUUAUGUGACUUUCAGAUGAGUCUUACAUAAACUCCAGUAUGUGCACUCAUGCAGAUUCUAAUAAAAGUUUGAGAAACCUG